GGACUUGAAAUUUUAUCACACCUGUCGUUGAAUGUUAACUGACUUUUGAACCAUUUCAAGAGGGGGGGAACUGGGUCCCUCUCUUAGAAGAUUACAACAUUUAUAGAGGCGCGGAACACGGUCAAUAAAAGCGGAUCGUCAUAAAAAUACCCAUUUGUUCAAAUGAAUAUAAAAAGGACCGUCUUUGGAUGCAACAGCUCUCUUUUUUUUGGUCUUCAAAACCUCAACCUCUACAUUCUAAGCCUAUUCAUCUAAACGCAGGUCGUUCUUAUCAAAAUCAUAUUCAACAUGCAAGCUCAAUUCCUCGCUACUCUCUUUGCCACCAUCGCUGUUCUCGCUGCUUUCGUCGCCGCUGCCCCUGCUACUGAAAAGAGACACAAGUCUUACAAGGGCACUGCUACUUGGUUCAAGCCCAAGCAUGAAGGUGGUAGCCAUGCCGCUUGUGGUGGUAAGCACAUCGAUAAUCACUCUCGUAUCGUUGCUCUUAACGCUAAGCAAUACGGUGAUGAAGAUGAAGAAUCUGAAUGGUGUGGUAAGGAAAUCAAGAUCCAUGGUAAGCAUGGUUCCGUCACAGCCACUAUUUUGGAUGUCUGCCCUGAAUGUGACAAGGGUGAUCUCGACUUGACUCCUGUCCUCUUCAAGGAAGUCGUUGGCGACAUGGACAUUGGUGAAGGUGAUAUUGAAUGGGAACUUAUCUAAGUAGAACCAUUCGUCAUGAUGAGUUGAUCUCAUUCUUUUUUUGCUUUCAGUCAUCUGUGAUGACGAACACAACGAUUCAAAUUACUGACACAGGUUGUCAUUCUCAUCUAUAAUGCUCGAGGUAGACAUCAAAGUUCAUGAUACUACCAUUAACUUAUUAAAUACAAUUUGCAGUUCCGCUGAACCUCAUCUAUCAUUCACAAAUAAAAUAAUUUUUCACUCAAAAUACUCAUGCAUUGACUAGGUGUUGUAAUUUCAAUUAUUGUCAACAAUGUCUCAAGUUUUUUUUUUUUCUUUGGUUUUUU
Molecule: messenger RNA, 1004 nt
Organism: Mycotypha africana
Lineage: Eukaryota; Fungi; Mucoromycota; Mucoromycetes; Mucorales; Mycotyphaceae
Product: RlpA-like double-psi beta-barrel-protein domain-containing protein-containing protein
Exons: 1
Coding region: 289-699 (136 amino acids)
Source: RefSeq, a predicted model, not a curated record